Messenger RNA from Cavia porcellus (domestic guinea pig), 7378 nucleotides. It is a transcript of the gene Plch1, whose product is annotated as phospholipase C eta 1. Bases 1140 to 6305 code for a protein of 1721 amino acids. NCBI's taxonomy places the organism in Eukaryota, Metazoa, Chordata, Mammalia, Rodentia, Caviidae. The transcript is spliced from 24 exons. Gene Ontology annotation, biological process: phosphatidylinositol-mediated signaling; release of sequestered calcium ion into cytosol; lipid metabolic process. The record is from RefSeq and is a predicted model, not a curated record. Gene Ontology annotation, molecular function: phosphatidylinositol-4,5-bisphosphate phospholipase C activity; calcium ion binding.
CAGGUAGGUGGGUUGCGGGGGACACAGGAGAGUUAAAGGUAGGGAAAAGAAAAUGGCAAGAAGGGUUGGUAAUUAGAAAUUAAUUUCUGGGAGUAAGGUAGUUGAUGCUCAGAAGAGAGAGACCUAAUUACAAUGUUUAAAUGUGAGACAGCAGUAGAUUGCUCAUGAGAUAUCUGUGUGUCUACCUAUCUCUUUAAAGAAGUUGAUUAACUUGCAAAUAGUGCUUUUAUAUACUUCGUUGAAAAUUGUACUAUGAUAAUAUACUGGUUCAUUCACUAAAAAGUGAACUUUCCCAGGCCCAUUCAUGCUAUUUACCUUGCUCACAGACAUGAAUUUUUUUCCUGAGAUGUAACCUUCACUGCUUAACUGUGUUUUAAAACUGUAACCUCAUUUCCUUCCAAAUUGGAAGCAUUCCAGUCUUUUCUGUGAUCAUUGCUAUGCUUGUAUGUUGAAUAAGGACAGAAAACAAGGAAAAACCUCAGUGCUUUGAAUAAAGAUGCACUUAACCUGUCUGGCACAAAAGUAGCCUAUAGUACAGAGGACUGCACAUAGCUCGUCUCUUAAUGGGUCUUGUUUGUCUGUGAUGGAGCGGUGUUUGCUUCUGAGAGCACGUGUGCUUCUGUGUGUCUCAGUGUGUAUGUGUGCUUAUUCAGCUUUUGCAUUCAGCCUGCGUCACUCCUAUGGUAAUCAGUAUCUCUCAGUGACCCCCGUAGGUGAGGAGGGUUUCUUUGAUAGAUAAAGACCCACUCUUCCCAGACAUUAAAUGUGCAGAAUGCCUCGAGGGCUCUGAGCGCUGCACUAGCAUGCAAGUCUCAUACCCAAAGUAGCCACAGCGCCUGCAUUCCCACAACAGCAGCAGCCCUGAGCAGAUGCUUCCAGUGUGCUUCUCUGGCUGUGCUUUUUACUUUGAGACAAAGUUCUGUAAUCGCAUCUCAUGGAUUUAUUUUCUCUUCACUGUAAAGCCUGGAUUGUGAAGAUCUCAUCAUGCUAUAAAAGGAAGCAUGAACCAAGUUCUGGGGUCUGCUGAGGAUUUCUUUGCCUUCCCCCUUCCCCUGUCUGGAGAUGUGUAUGAGAAAAAGGCUUUGCCUUUAGAGAAAUUUUACUGCUCUGGCCAAUAAUGUGUAGCAUUAUUAAAUUUAAUGGCAGACCUUGAAGUGUAUAAAAACUUAAGUCCAGAAAAAGUUGAAAGAUGCAUGAGUGUAAUGCAGUCCGGGACGCAGAUGAUCAAAAUGAAGCGUGGGACCAAAGGCCUCGUGCGGCUCUUUUACCUGGAUGAGCACCGGACCCGCCUACGUUGGAGACCAUCUAGGAAGAGCGAGAAGGCAAAAAUCCUUAUUGACUCCAUUUACAAAGUCACCGAGGGCCGGCAGUCGGAGAUAUUCCACAGACAGGCUGAAGGCAACUUUGAUCCCAGUUGCUGCUUCACCAUCUACCAUGGCAACCACAUGGAGUCCCUGGACCUCAUCACCUCCAACCCUGAGGAGGCACGCACCUGGAUCACAGGACUCAAGUACCUGAUGGCUGGCAUCAGUGAUGAAGAUUCCCUUGCCAAAAGGCAGAGGACCCAUGACCAAUGGGUGAAGCAGACCUUUGAGGAAGCUGAUAAGAAUGGCGAUGGCUUACUGAAUAUUGAAGAGAUUCACCAACUGAUGCAUAAACUAAAUGUCAAUCUGCCUCGAAGAAAAGUCAGGCAAAUGUUUCAGGACAUCAAGGCAACCAGGAUAGCACCACUAAAGAUACGCACGAGGACUUCUAGUACUGUGUCAGAAAGUGGCAAGAAUGAUGGGGAAGCUGACACAGAUGAGAAUCAGGGAACUCUGACAUUUGAAGAGUUCUGUGUUUUUUACAAAAUGAUGUCCUUGAGACGAGACCUGUAUCUGUUGCUGUUGAACUACAGUGACAAGAAGGACCACCUAACUGUGGAAGAACUGGCUCAGUUUUUGAAGGUUGAACAAAAGAUGAGUAAUGUGACAACAGACUAUUGUCUUGACAUCAUAAAGAAGUUUGAAGUUUCAGAAGAAAACAAGGUGAAAAAUGUCCUUGGAAUAGAAGGCUUCACGAACUUCAUGCGUAGUCCUGCUUGUGAUGUAUUUAACCCCCUGCACCAUGAAGUGUAUCAGGACAUGGAUCAGCCCCUCUGCAACUACUACAUCGCUUCCUCUCACAACACAUACUUGACUGGAGAUCAGCUCCUUUCUCAGUCCAAGGUGGAUAUGUACGCACGGGUGCUACAAGAGGGCUGUCGCUGCGUGGAAGUUGAUUGUUGGGAUGGCCCAGAUGGAGAGCCAGUAGUACACCAUGGUUAUACUCUCACUUCAAAAAUUCUCUUCAGAGAUGUUGUGGAGACCAUCAACAAGCAUGCCUUUGUGAAGAAUGAGUUCCCAGUUAUAUUGUCUAUUGAGAAUCAUUGCAGCAUCCAGCAGCAAAGGAAGAUUGCUCAGUACUUGAAAGAAAUAUUCCAAGACAAACUGGACUUGUCAUCUGUAGACACAGGAGACUGCAAGCAGCUUCCAAGCCCUCAAAGUUUGAGAGGCAAGAUUUUAGUUAAGGGCAAGAAGUUGCCUUAUCACCUUGGGGAUGAUGCAGAAGAAGGGGAAGUUUCUGAUGAAGACAGUGCAGAUGAAAUUGAAGAUGAGUGCAAGUUCAAGCUACACUGUAAUAACGGGACGACUGAGCAUCAGAUAGAAUCUUUCAUAAGGAAAAAACUGGAGUCACUAUUAAAAGAAUCUCAAAUUCGAGACAAAGAAGAUCCUGACAGUUUCACAGUGCGAGCACUCCUGAAGGCUACACACGAAGGCUUAAACGCACACCUGAAGCAGACUCCAGACAUGAAGGAAAGUGAAAAGAAAUCACAUGGACGAUCCCUCAUGACCAACUUUGGAAAACACAAGAAAACCACAAAGUCACGUUCUAAAUCCUGCAGUGCUGAUGACGAGGAAGACGCACAGCAGAAUCCUGGCAAGGAGAGUGGCCAGCUGUGCAGGUUGGGCCGCCGGAGGAAAACCAUGAAGCUUUGCCGAGAGCUCUCUGAUCUGGUUGUGUACACUAACUCUGUGGCAGCCCAGGACAUCGUGGAUGAUGGCACCACAGGAAAUGUGUUAUCCUUCAGUGAAACAAGAGCACAUCAAGUGGUUCAGCAGAAAUCAGAGCAAUUCAUGAUUUAUAACCAAAAGCAACUCACAAGGAUUUACCCCUCUGCCUACCGCAUAGAUUCCAGUAACUUUAACCCUCUGCCAUACUGGAACACAGGAUGCCAGCUUGUGGCACUGAACUAUCAGUCUGAAGGACGAAUGAUGCAAUUAAACCGAGCUAAAUUCAAGGCUAAUGGCAAUUGUGGCUACGUCCUCAAACCCCAGCAAAUGUGCAAAGGUACUUUCAACCCGUUCUCUGGUGAUCCACUUCCUGCCAACCCCAAAAAGCAGCUCAUCCUAAAAGUGAUCAGUGGACAGCAACUCCCCAAACCUCCAGACUCCAUGUUUGGAGACCGAGGCGAGAUCAUUGAUCCUUUCGUUGAAGUUGAAAUUAUCGGGUUGCCAGUGGAUUGUUGCAAAGAUCAAACUCGUGUGGUGGAUGACAAUGGAUUUAACCCUGUGUGGGAAGAAACCCUGACAUUUACAGUACACAUGCCGGAAAUAGCUUUGGUUCGGUUCCUUGUGUGGGAUCAUGAUCCCAUUGGAAGAGACUUUGUUGGACAGAGGACUGUGACCUUUAGCAGCUUAGUGCCUGGCUACCGGCAUGUCUAUUUGGAAGGACUCACAGAAGCAUCCAUAUUCGUCCACAUAACAAUUAAUGAAAUCUAUGGAAAGUGGAGCCCUUUAAUCCUCAACCCAAGUUAUACUAUUUUGCACUUUCUAGGAGCUACAAAGAACAGACAACUCCAAGGUCUGAAGGGACUAUUCAAUAAGAAUCCCAGGCACAGUUCUUCAGAAAACAAUUCCCAUUAUGUACGGAAACGAUCCAUUGGAGACAGGAUUCUGCGUCGCACAGCCAGUGCUCCAGCCAAAGGCAGGAAAAAGAGCAAAGUGGGCUUGCAAGAGAUGGUAGAAAUAAAGGAUUCUGUGUCUGAGGCCACAAGAGAUCAAGAUGGCAUCCUGAGGAGGACCACACGGAGCUUGCAAGUCCGCCCUGUCUCUAUGCCCAUUGAUAAAAGUCUUCUGGGGGCUUUGUCACUGCCUGUUUCUGAGAUGGCAAGAGACAAUGAAGGAAAAGAAAACUCUCUGGCAGAAGAGAAAGAUGGUAGAAAAGGGAAGGCAUGUGUAAAAGACCCACAUUUCCCAGAUUUCAGCAAAAAGUUAUCCUCCUCCUGCACUCUCCUCCACAAAGAUGCCAGCCGAGGGGGCUCUGCUGUUUUCACAGCCAAGGAGUCAGUCCCAGGAGAACAGUCCGGAGUGCCACGCCCUACAGGGGGGAGAACCAAAUCCAGUGUGACAAGUGAUCGCCGUGAAAACCACUGUCCCAACAAAUCCCUUUCCCCAACGCGGCUUUUGGCUCGUGAUCCUCACGCUGAUCCAACCCCAAAUUUGCAUGGUGUGAAAACCAAUGAAAAGGGAAUUGCCCAGGGCUUUGUGGAAGGGAAAAGCAUGUCAUCAGAAAGCAUCCUUUCUCAGAGCACUCUAGAGAGCAAGAAGCUGGAAGGUGACAAAGAUACAGGCAGAGCCAUAACAUCCUUUUCUUUAUCAGACGUCUCCAUGCUCUGUGCUGACAUCCCUGACUUACAUUCCACUGCCAUUCUGCAGGACACUGAGCUUUCCCGUCUUAUUGAUAAUGUCAUUUUAACAAAUGAGAAUGAGCCGGGCAGUUCCAUCUCAGCAUUGAUUGGCCAAUUUGAUGAAACCAACACUCAGGCUAACCUCACAGUGGCUUCUCAUCUUCACAGCACUAGUAUGAUGUCAGGCCAUCCUCCUUUACCUACCAUGGCCCUGAAAACACCCUUCAAACAUAGUUUUUCCAAGGAAAAACUGAGGGCACCCUUCCUGUGUUCAUCUCCGGAACUGAUCACAUCCUCGAAUCCUGAGACCACCAAACUUGCAACAUACACAGUUGUUUGUGAAACAGCUGGCACUCCCAUGUCCAAAACUAAACAAGAUGAUGAGCUCUCUGGUAAGAACAAGAUGAGAGCCAUGGAUGCCAACCUGCCUAGAUCCCCUAAUGGUUCUCCUGACUGGUUACCAAAAAGUCCGACCAGUAAUGGAGCCUGGGGAGAUCUAAAGAGCCACUGUCCUGCCAUUUCCACUGACUUAACACUAGGAGAUAUAGUCAAUGAUCCCACUCUUGGCAUAAAUUCUGGAGAGAGCAGCCUUGUGGAAAUUGAUGGGGAGUCAGAAAAUCUGUCUCUCACAUCCUAUGAAUAUAGGAGAGAUAAUACAAGUCAACUUGCCUCUUCAUUAGAGCUGAAGUAUAGCCAGGAUUUGGUAGAGCACUUUCAAAGAAGUUUGAGAAAUGGCUACUGUAAAGAGACUCUCCACUCUUCUGUCCCUGAAGUAUUCCACAAUAUUCAAGGUGUUCAAAAUCAGAGUAUUUCUUGUCUAAACUAUCAGGGUGCUGGCUUUGUGCAUAACCAUUUCUCAAAUUCAGAUGCAAAAAUGAACCAAAUCUGUGAGCCGCAGCAGUCUAGUGCUCAAGAUGUGCAUGACCCUGUACCCACACAGUCAACAUAUUCUUCUCUGCCUGCUUUGAAACUGUCAAGUCCUUGCAAAUCCAAAAGUCUGGGGGACUUAACAUCAGAGGACAUUGCCUGCAAUUUUGAGAGCAAGUACCAAUGUAUUAGCAAGAGUUUUGUUACAGCCGGUACCAGAGACAAGAAGGCUGUCACUGUGCAAACAAACUCGCUGGAACCUUUAGAUGCCCUAACUGAGCAGCUUCGGAAGCUCGUGUCCUUCGAGCAAGAAGACAGCUGCCAAGUCUUGUAUUCAAAGCAGGAUGCCAGUCAGUUUCCCAGGGCACUGGUCAGAAAGUUGUCUUCCAGAAGUCAAAGCAGAGUGCGCAAUAUUGCCAGUCGUGCCAAAGAGAAGCAGGAAGCCAGUAAGCAAAAAGUGGGGAACCCUAGCAAUAGCGGAGGAGUGGUCCUUAGAAACAAGUCCCCAGCACCUGCCCCGGCUGUGAACCGCCACUCCACUGGCUCCUACAUUGCCGGCUAUCUGAGGAACACGAAAGCGGGCAGCCUGGAGGGCCGCGGCAUCCCCGAAGGGGCCUGUACAGCCCUUCGCUAUGGCUAUUUUGACCAGUUUUGUUCAGAUAAUUCUGUUUUGCAGACUGAGCCAAGCAGUGAUGAUAAACCAGAAAUUUAUUUUCUUUUGAGACUGUGAAAUGUAUAAAGUUGCAUUUUCAAUGUUUACAAGUAUUCUAUCAAAUGUUAGUGUUUUCAGUUGUCAGUAAAUAUGAUCCUUGGCUUUGAAAUGAUUUUCAAAUGUAUUUUAAACUUGUAUUUUGAUCUGCAUUUGAAUUCCUAGGUUCUCUUUGUUCAUGUGUUUGUAUAUAGAGUCCAUGGCACUUCCCUCCCACCCACUGACGAUCUUUCUCCUUUGAGGUGUUGUAAACUGUAUCAGUAUGAUAUGUAUGCAUGCCCUAGAUGUGAAACUUCUCAGCAGCUUGGGUCACAAUGUUCCUACUGUGUCACGAAGAUGCUUUUCACUGUGUCCUCAAAUUGCUGUCACAAAUGUCAUUUUUAUUCUCUUUUAAGUUGAUUAGGACACUUUGCAAACAACAAAGGGAUGAAUUCUUUAUUUGCAUCUGUUUUCACUUUUCCUUCUAUAUCAAGAAACACAGAUGCAGCUUUAUAAGUCAGUUAAAUGAAGUUUGAAGUAGUUACCUUGUCUUUUAAGAUGCCCUUACCCCUCCCAGAAUGAGUCCACAGGAAGAGCUGCUUGCCAAGACCCAUCUUCCCCUCCCCCUUUAGAGCAAACUGUGAGGAAGAAAGCAAACUUCUGUACAUAAGGACAAAAUUGUUUGUUUUACAUAAAUUUUGUUACAUAUUUUUGCUAAUGGCUUUGUAUGUAACAAGAACCUAGUUGCCAAGCUACUUGUCAUGCUUUUGGAUUAUCAAGUCACAGACAAGCCAGCAAUGGCUUGCAGAACGAGGGAUGUCCAUCAGACUAAAAAUAGUAGUAGCACAAACUGAAAGCUUCCCCUAAAGCUUUCAAGAAUAAAAAGAAAAUAUUUUCUCAUAAUAAAAUCCAAGUGAAUAGAUAAUGAUUAGAAGAAACCUUUUCCCUUUAGGGAAUGAAGUAACUAUAUUUUAGUACUGACAUACAUUAUUUUCACUGUGAAUCCAUUUUUUACUUGCAUGUCCAGAUGUCCCUCUUUGCUUUUUUGUAACAUUAACUGCAAUGAUGUUCUUCCUGGAAUCCAUGAAAAUAUAAUUAAAGCAGAUUUUUAAAUA